Molecule: messenger RNA, 2397 nt
Organism: Vanrija pseudolonga
Lineage: Eukaryota; Fungi; Basidiomycota; Tremellomycetes; Trichosporonales; Trichosporonaceae
Gene: sec63
Product: Translocation protein sec63
Exons: 3
Coding region: 102-2225 (707 amino acids)
Biological process (GO): SRP-dependent cotranslational protein targeting to membrane; post-translational protein targeting to endoplasmic reticulum membrane
Cellular component (GO): Sec62/Sec63 complex
Molecular function (GO): transmembrane protein transporter activity; RNA binding
Source: RefSeq, a predicted model, not a curated record
CGUCAGCUUGUCCAUCAUCUUCUCCCUUCCACCACUUCUUUCAUUCUUCUUCCUCAAAACGACGCACGCGCGCAGAGCGCGCUGUUGACUUUGGACCCAACAUGCCCGGCAUCUCGUACGACGACUCGGGAUCACUCGCCUCGUACUUUGGCGUCACCACUCUUGCCCUCCUCCUGCUGCCAGCCACCUGGUACACCCUUCGCCCAGCACCACGGGAUAAGCUCCACUCUCUAUGCGACUGCUCAGAAUGUGUGGCCAACAACAAGCGUAAGCGCAAGCUGCGGUCCAGCGCAAACUCCGGCCGCCUGGCCUGGUACUUGCUCUUUGUGAUCAUCGGAUGGGCAGUCUUCGCCUACCUGGCCUACGGGCUGUACAUUGCCGGUCCUGGCGCUGGCAACACGGUCUACAACCCCUUUGAGAUCCUUGGCAUCGCAGACAGCGCAACAGAAAAGGAGAUUAAGAAGCACUACAAGAGGCUCUCGCUCCAAUUCCACCCCGACAAGAUCAAGCUCGGCGAGAAUGAGACGAUGGCAGACGCCGAGGCCAAGUUUGUCGACCUUACCAAGGCCUACAAGUCGCUCACCGACGAGACCAUCCGCGAGAACCUCGUCAAGUACGGCAACCCCGACGGACCCCAGCAGCGCGAGGACAAGAUUGCCAUCCCCAAGUGGGUCGUCGAGGGCCAGAGCUCGGCCUGGGUUCUCCUCGCCUACGGUGUCGUCCUCGGCCUCGGUAUUCCUUUCGUUGUUGGCCGCUGGUGGUUCCGCCAGCGUGCCCUUACCCGUGACGGCAUCCUGAACGGCACUGCCGAGGCCUUCUUCCACCAGGUGCACGAGGACUCGGACGUUGUCAACCUCCUCACUGUUCUGUCCACCGCUCACGAGUUCCGUCCCGUUCUGGAAGGCAAGCGCAGCGGGUCGAAGAAGCAGCGCAAGGAGCGCCAGGCACGCAUCGAGGAGCUGGAGAAGGUCAUUGAGGAGAAGCGCGAGGAGCUGCUCAUCGAGGAGAGCCCCACGAUCCGAGUCGACUCGCGCGCUACCGUCAACACUGCCGUCGCCCGCCGCGCGCGUGCGCUUCUCUGGGCCCACCUCCUCCGCCUCGAGCUCGAGCCCGAGCUCCAGGAGGAGCAGCUCGCCGUUAUCCGCCUCCUUCCCCCUCUCCUCAACGGUCUUACCAACAUUGCUCUCGCUCACAACUGGCUCAAGGCGUCGCUCGCAUGCUACCAUCUCCAGUCGUCUCUCGUUCAGGCCGUUCCUGUCGGCACCUCGCCCAUCGCCGAGCUCCCCGGUAUCUCGCUCAAGGAGGCCCAGGAGAUUUCGAUCACUAAGGACGCUGAGGGACGCCGCUGGCUUGAGCGUUACAUCAAGGCUGACGUCACUGGACACGAUGAGGCCAACAAGAUUGCCAAGAAGACUGUCAAGCUCGAGGUCGUGAGCGCCGAGUUCAAGGUCACUGGCGAGAAGACUGUCACCCCCGGCUCGAUUGUCAACCUGGUCACCAAGCUCCGCUACGUCUACCCCAACACUGUCACCGUCUCCAACGGCACCGCCGCUGUGCGUGGCGACUCGGUCGAGGCUGUCGAGGGCGCCGUCGAGCCCAAGGAGGGAGAAUUGGAUGAGAAGAAGGAGCUCAAGGAGAAGCUCGCGAUUGUGGACGAGAAGAAGAAGAAGGCCGAGCCAGCGCCCACGCCGAAGAAGAGCGGCAAGGCGCCCAAACCCACCCCUCAGGGCUACGCCCACGCUCCCCACUGGCCAGCAGACCGCAAGGCGCAGUGCUUUGUUCUGCUGGGCGACUCCAAGCUCGACAAGGUCAUUGUCCAGCCCAUGCGCGUCGCCGACAUUCCCCUCCCCAACGCCGACGGCACACCUGCCGAGCCCAAGGAGUACAGCCUCCAGUUCCAGGCGCCGCCAUCGGCCAACCUGUACUCGUUUGUGCAGUACUUGUCGAGCGACACGUUUGUCGGGGCCGACGUUGCGCGCCCGAUCAUGCUGCGCGUCGACGAGGCGACCGAGGUCGAGAGCGACGACGACGACAUUUCAGAGCCAGAGGAGGACUCGCUUGCCGGCCAGAUGGCGCUGAUGCGCGGCGGCAAGGUCAAGCCGUCAGGAGUGCACGGUGGCGGCGAUGGAGACGAGAGCGAGUACGAGACAGACACGUCAAGUGACGAGGAGGGCCCGCGCCGCGGCCGUGCGAUCAACGAGGAUACGGACAGCGAUAGCGACUAAGUCGGCGUCUCUCGACCCUCGCAGCAUUGUCCAUGAACAUUCCCUUUGCAACCACCAGUACACACACAGUAGCCCCCCCUUGUUAAAUACAUUGCAUCGCGCGUCCCAGCUCGACAAGCGUCACUUGUCGUGGAUACCCAAUGUUUGGUGAUACCUUGAUCAUCCCCAUGCA